This is a messenger RNA of Micromonas commoda, 1690 nucleotides long. RefSeq names its product serine/threonine protein kinase (gene SNF1-like). Gene Ontology annotation, biological process: intracellular signal transduction; protein phosphorylation. The record is from RefSeq and is a predicted model, not a curated record. The transcript is spliced from 2 exons. The coding region runs from base 1 to 1608 and encodes 535 amino acids. Gene Ontology annotation, cellular component: cytoplasm. NCBI's taxonomy places the organism in Eukaryota, Viridiplantae, Chlorophyta, Mamiellophyceae, Mamiellales, Mamiellaceae. Gene Ontology annotation, molecular function: protein binding; ATP binding; protein serine/threonine kinase activity.
AUGGCCGAGGCGGCGCCUGAUCCGAACGCGGGGGGUGAUGGCACCGUCAAGGGCGGGUCCGCCGCGAUGGCAGAGAUAUACCUCCCGAACUACCGGAUGGGCAAGACGCUCGGGAUCGGCUCCUUCGGCAAGGUUAAGGUGGCCGAGCACAUCCUCACCGGGCACAAGGUGGCCAUCAAGAUCCUAAACCGCAAGAAGAUCAAGGCCAUCGACAUGGAGGAGAAGGUUCGCAGGGAGAUUAAGAUCCUGAGGCUGUUCAUGCACCCGCACAUCAUCCGCCUGUAUGAGGUCCUCGAGACCCCGCACGACAUCUACGUCGUCAUGGAGUACGUCAAGAGCGGCGAGCUCUUCGACUACAUCGUGGAGAAGGGUCGUCUCGGCGAAAACGAGGCUCGACACUUUUUCCAACAGAUCGUCUCCGGCGUCGAGUACUGCCACCGCAACAUGGUGGUCCACCGCGAUCUCAAGCCCGAGAACCUCCUGUUGGACUCCAAGUCCAACGUGAAGAUCGCGGACUUUGGCCUGAGCAACGUGAUGAGGGACGGGCACUUUCUGAAGACUUCGUGCGGCUCGCCGAAUUACGCCGCGCCGGAGGUUAUAUCCGGCAAGCUCUACAGCGGUCCGGAGGUUGACGUGUGGUCCUGCGGGGUGAUCCUGUACGCGCUCCUGUGCGGCUCCCUCCCCUUCGACGACGAGUCCAUCCCGAAUCUGUUCAAGAAGAUCAAGGGGGGCAUAUACAACCUCCCCUCGCACCUGUCCCCGGGUGCGCGCGAUCUCAUCGCGCGGAUGCUGCUCGUGGACCCGCUCAAGCGAAUCACGAUAUCGGAGAUUCGCACGCACCCGUGGUACGUCGUGCACCUCCCGCGGUACCUCGUCGUGCCCCCGCCGGACACCCUGGCGCAGGCCACGAACGUCGACGCCGAGACUCUGGAGAUGGUGGUCAACCUCGGGUUUGAACGUGAACACGUCGUCGACGCGUUGCGUCAUCAACUCCGCAACAAGGCGACGGUGGCGUAUUUCCUUCUGCUGGACAACAGGCGGAACCUGUUCGGCGGGUACCUGGGCGCCGAGUUCGAGGCUGGCGAGCUGCAGGUGGGCGUGGACGCGGCGCUGCAGGGCGCCGGCGGCAAGGGCGCCGCCGUGGGCCCGAGGCGACCGAGCCAGGUGCAGGCGCACCUGAUGCAGCAACGCCUCGUCGCCGAGCAGCGGUGGAUGCUGGGGAGCACCACGACGAUGGCGCCGGCGGAGGUGAUGGCCGAGAUCUUCCGCGUCCUGCGCGACAUGAACGUCCAGUGGAAGAAGCUCGGGCCGUACAACCUCAAGUGCCUGUGCAAGAUUGCCGCCGCCGCCGCGUCGAGCGCGGGGGUGGACGUCAGCAUCGGCGGCGGCGACCACGAGAUGGACACGGGCGAGGGCGACGGCGGCGGAGACGGGGGAGGAAUGACGGGGGUCGCGCCGGAGCGGAAGGAGAUGCAGGUGAAGUUCGAGAUUCAGGUUUACAAGAUGAAGGACGAUCGGUACAUGAUCGACUUUCAGAGGAUGGACGGCGGGGUGAUGUCGUGCAUGGACAUGGCGGCGGCCGUGUCGCGACAGCUGAGGCUCGCGUGAUGAGGGACGGAAAAUCAGUCCACCCGACGGAGGUUAAAUGCACGUGAGUGACAUCUUGUAAAACAAGGACUGCUCUUAUCGU